This is a messenger RNA of Argentina anserina (silverweed cinquefoil), 2037 nucleotides long. Its product is annotated as amidophosphoribosyltransferase, chloroplastic-like. Gene Ontology annotation, molecular function: amidophosphoribosyltransferase activity. Gene Ontology annotation, biological process: purine nucleotide biosynthetic process; purine nucleobase biosynthetic process. Gene Ontology annotation, cellular component: cytoplasm. The record is from RefSeq and is a predicted model, not a curated record. Lineage: Eukaryota; Viridiplantae; Streptophyta; Magnoliopsida; Rosales; Rosaceae. The transcript has a single exon. Bases 28 to 1788 code for a protein of 586 amino acids.
UCGGACUCCAAACUCUCAAACUCUCCCAUGGCAGCCGCCAAACCCUCCCCCAUGUCUUCCUCCAUCUCCAGACCCAGCCGUCUCCACCUCACCCCUCCUCAAUCCUCCCCCUCCUUCUCCCCCAAAACCCUCCCGAAGCCCUCCUACUCUCCCCGAACCUCCAUCUCUCACUCCUCCCUGUCACAUGCACGCCCCUCCUCCUUGACCCUCCGCUCCCACAACCCUAUUUCCGCCUUCUUCUCCUCAUCCCAGCACCGCCCAGAUGGCCGGAACAUUGACUCCGACGACGACGAGAAGCCCCGCGAGGAGUGCGGCGUAGUCGGCAUCUACGGCGACCCGGAAGCCUCGCGUCUCUGCUACUUGGCGCUCCACGCGCUGCAGCACCGCGGCCAGGAAGGGGCUGGGAUUGUGUGCGUGCAGGACAACGUGCUUCAGUCCAUAACUGGUGUUGGGUUGGUGUCUGAGGUCUUUAAUCAGUCGAAGCUCGACCAGUUACCUGGUGACUUGGCUAUUGGACACGUCAGGUACUCCACUGCCGGUUCCUCUAUGCUUAAAAAUGUCCAGCCAUUUGUUGCAGGGUAUAGGUUUGGCUCUGUUGGGGUUGCCCACAAUGGUAAUUUAGUAAACUAUGGCGCCCUUAGGGCUAAGCUUGAGGAGAACGGGUCUAUAUUUAAUACUAGUUCUGAUACAGAGGUGGUUCUUCACCUCAUUGCGAUUUCAAAGGCUAGGCCUUUUCUUUUGAGGAUUGUUGAUGCGUGUGAGCAGCUUCAGGGUGCUUAUUCCAUGGUGUUUGUGACCCAAGAUAAGCUUGUUGCGGUCCGGGACCCGCACGGGUUUCGGCCUUUGGUUAUGGGGAGGAGGAGCAAUGGUGCUGUUGUGUUUGCUUCUGAGACAUGCGCGCUUGAUUUGAUUGAGGCCACGUAUGAGAGGGAGGUGUUUCCGGGAGAGGUUGUGGUGGUGGACAAAGAUGGGGUUCAGUCUCUUUGUCUCAUGUCUCAUCCGCAACCGAAGCAGUGUAUAUUUGAGCACAUAUACUUUGCUCUGCCGAAUUCUAUCGUUUAUGGGCGUUCGGUGUAUGAGUCUCGUCGUAUGUUUGGUGAGAUUCUGGCCACUGAGGCCCCAGUUGAGUGUGAUGUUGUGAUAGCAGUGCCUGAUUCGGGUGUGGUGGCUGCGCUUGGUUAUGCUGCCAAAGCUGGUGUGCCUUUUCAGCAGGGUUUGAUUAGGUCUCACUAUGUGGGAAGGACCUUCAUUGAGCCAUCGCAGAAGAUUAGGGACUUCGGGGUGAAGCUCAAGCUCUCUCCUGUUCGGGCUGUAUUGGAGGGUAAGAGGGUUGUGGUUGUGGAUGACUCAAUUGUGAGGGGAACUACGUCUUCGAAGAUUGUCAGGUUGUUGAAGGAGGCAGGUGCUAAGGAAGUUCACAUGAGGAUUGCAAGCCCACCGAUUGUAGGGUCCUGUUAUUAUGGUGUGGACACCCCAAGUUCUGAGGAGUUGAUUUCAAAUAGGAUGAAAGUUGAGGAAAUUAGGGAAUUCAUUGGAUCAGAUUCACUUGCUUUUCUGCCAUUUGAUAGCUUGCAGAGGAUGUUGGAAAAAGAUGCUCCCAACUUUUGUUAUGCUUGUUUUACCGGAAAUUACCCUGUGGAGCCUAGAGAGGAUAAAGUGAAACGGGUGGGUGAUUUUGUGGAUGAUGGCAUGUCCGGUAACUUUGACUCCAUUGAUGGUGCUUGGAUUCCAGCAAAUCGGGUACACAAAGUUGAGAAAGACAAAGAAUUUGAGGGUAGUGUUCUUUGAGAGUGCUCAUCCACCAUUGCUUCAGUUGAUGAUAUAGAUGCUUUUGGGUUCAACCCAGCAACACAGAGAUGCAUUCCGGUGACUGAUGUCUUCAAUUGAUCCAAAUGAUAGUUAAAUGCUUCCUUGAAUGGUUGGCCCCAAAAUCAAAGACUAAUGAGUCUUGUUGGGUUCCUUUUCAAUUUUGCUUCUAAUUUGAAUUUUCUUGGUAUCACACAGUUGCUACGUUGUUAUACAGGAGUUAUUUUCUGA